AUGGAGCAGUAUCUGGUGGAAAGUUCUGAAACUCCGCCCCUGAUUAACUACACCCACUCCAACUUGUCCAAUCAGGGAGCAGAGUAUGGCGUUGCUGUGCCAAUGGAGCGGCUGGUGGUCGCGUCUCUGCUGAGUUUGCUGACGUUAUCAACAGCUGUGAUGAACGCUGCGGUCAUCGCUGCCAUCUUGACCACCAGGAAGCUCCGCCUCCCCGCUAACUACCUCAUCUGCUCGCUGGCUGUCACCGACUUCCUGGUUGCAGUGCUGGUGAUGCCACUGAGCAUCCUGUACAUCGCCACGGAGACAUGGAGCCUGGGCGGUGUGGUGUGUGAGGUGUGGCUGAGUGUGGACAUGACCUGCUGCACUUGCUCCAUCCUGCACCUGUGUGUCAUUGCACUCGAUCGCUACUGGGCCAUCACCAAGGCGGUGGAGUACACGCGCAAGAGGACGCCGCGUCGUGCUGUUACCAUGGUCACCGCUGUCUGGGUGGCCUCCGUGUUAAUCUCCACCCCGCCCCUUUUCUGGCGUCGGCGACUUGAUAAUGUUCACGAGUGUGACAUCGAGCAUGACCAGCUGGGCUACAGCAUCUACUCCACUUUCGGAGCCUUCUACAUCCCCAUGACUCUGAUCCUCGUCCUGUAUUAUCGCAUUUACGAUGCAGCAAAGUCUCUCUACCAGAAACGCGGUUCCUCACGCCACCUCGGCGACUCGCUGAACCACUUCCGGGUCGACCUGCCAACCUCUGACCCGGGGGUGGAGCUGGAGAAUCUAAACAGCCCUGACGAGAGAAACCAGAUGUGCAGCUCACGUGAGAGGAAGGCAGCACGGAUCCUCGGCCUCAUCCUCGGCGCCUUCAUCAUCUGCUGGCUGCCGUUCUUUAUUAAGGAGCUCCUGAUGGCGCUGAAGGUCCUGCAGCCUUCUCCACAUGUGUCUAAUUUCCUCACGUGGCUCGGAUACGUGAACUCGCUAAUCAACCCGCUGCUCUACACCAGCUUCAACGAGGACUUCAAACAGACGUUUAAGAGGCUGCUGAAGCGCAAGGAGCACACAUAG
Neoarius graeffei (lesser salmon catfish) is the source of this 1053-nucleotide messenger RNA. RefSeq names its product 5-hydroxytryptamine receptor 1E. The transcript has a single exon. The record is from RefSeq and is a predicted model, not a curated record. Gene Ontology annotation, cellular component: plasma membrane; dendrite. NCBI's taxonomy places the organism in Eukaryota, Metazoa, Chordata, Actinopteri, Siluriformes, Ariidae. Gene Ontology annotation, biological process: chemical synaptic transmission; G protein-coupled receptor signaling pathway, coupled to cyclic nucleotide second messenger. The coding region runs from base 1 to 1053 and encodes 350 amino acids. Gene Ontology annotation, molecular function: G protein-coupled serotonin receptor activity; neurotransmitter receptor activity.